CUCUUCAUCAUCGUCUUUCAAUCUCGGCCGGAUUAUCAGUUGCCGGCACCGUCUUAAAUUGCCGUCAAAAUGACUGAAGUAGCUAGCAACGUUGUUUACGAAGUAUUAGGUCCUAGAGCACAAGAUCUGGACCAGCCAAUCAUCGAUUACAUUAUUAACGUCCUCGCGGAUGAAGAUUUUGAUUUUGGAUAUGAAGGAGAAGGCGCCUUUGAGGCCAUUGGAGAACUUCUUGUUGAUUCCGGCUGCGUUACUGACUUCUCCGAAUGCCAUUCAGUUUGUGGCAGACUAUCAGAAAAAUUUGGAAAGCAUGGUUUAAUCAAAAUCAAGCCAGCUGUUAGAAGCCUUGCUACACCAUUUAGAAUGAAUGAGGGAAUGGAUGAAGAGAAAGCUCCAAAAAAGAAGCCUGAGCCAGUGGACGGUCCUCUGCUAACUGAACGUGACAAAAUCAAGCUUGAAAGGAGGAAGAGGAAGGAUGAGCGCCAAAGAGAGGUGCAAUACCAGAUACAUUUAGCAGAAAUGGAAGCAGCAAAAGCUGGAAUGCCUGUUGUAUCUGUAAAUCAUGACAAUAGUGCUGAAGGAUCUACAAUUAGGGAUAUACAUAUGGAGAACUUUAAUGUGUCUAUUGGUGGACGUGAGCUUAUUGUUGAUUGUACUGUAACACUAUCUUUCGGGCGACACUAUGGCCUUGUUGGCAGGAAUGGUACAGGGAAAACAACUUUCCUAAGGUAUAUGGCUAUGCAUGCUAUUGAAGGUAUUCCUAAAAACUGUCAGAUAUUGCAUGUGGAGCAGGAAGUUGUUGGUGAUGAUACAUCAGCGUUACAAUGUGUCCUUAAUUCGGAUGUUGAGAGAGCACAUCUUUUGGAAGAAGAAGCCCGCAUACUAAAAUUACAGAGAGAUUUGGAGUUGGAAGGAAAGGACCCGAAUGGGAUAAAUGAUGAUGGAAUUGCACAGAAGCUUGAAAUCAUAUACAAAAGGCUAGAGUUCAUUGAUGCAUAUUCCGCAGAGUCUCGUGCAGCUUCUAUUCUUGCGGGUCUCAGUUUCACACCAGAAAUGCAGAAGAGGCCAACAAGAGCCUUUUCUGGAGGAUGGAGAAUGAGAAUAGCUCUUGCUCGUGCACUUUUCAUUGAGCCUGAUCUGUUACUACUUGAUGAACCUACGAAUCAUCUUGAUCUUCAUGCAGUGCUGUGGCUGGAAGCAUACCUAACUAAAUGGCCAAAAACAUUUAUUGUUGUUUCUCAUGCUAGGGAAUUCUUGAACACGGUAGUCACAGAUAUUUUGUAUCUUCAAGGGCAAAAGCUGACUGCAUUCAAAGGAGACUAUGACACAUUUGAGAGGACAAGAGCUGAACUUCUUAAAAACCAACAGAAAGCAUUUGAAUCAAAUGAACGUUCGAGGGAACAUAUGCAGUCUUUCAUUGAUAAAUUUCGAUACAAUGCGAAACGUGCAUCUCUUGUUCAAUCUAGAAUCAAGGCGCUGGAACGUCUAGGACAUGUUGAUGAAGUUGUGAAUGAUCCAGAUUACAAGUUUGACUUUCCUACACCAGAUGAUAGACCUGGCCCACCUAUAAUAAGCUUCAGUGAUGCUUCAUUUGGCUAUCCCGGAGGCCCAAUACUGUUCAGGAAUUUGAAUUUUGGGAUAGAUUUGGACAGCCGUGUAGCAAUGGUAGGCCCCAAUGGUAUUGGUAAAUCCACUAUACUUAAGUUGAUUUCAGGGGAUCUUCAACCAAGCUCAGGAACAGUUUUUCGUUCGGCUAAGGUUCGUAUUGCUGUAUUCAGUCAACAUCACGUUGAUGGGCUUGACCUAACCUCCAAUCCACUUCUAUAUAUGAUGCGCUGCUUCCCAGGUGUGCCUGAACAAAAACUUAGAGGCCACUUAGGUUCUUUUGGUGUAACUGGGAAUCUGGCUCUUCAACCAAUGUACACCUUGUCUGGUGGUCAGAAAAGCAGGGUUGCAUUUGCAAAGAUAACCUUUAAAAAACCUCACAUCAUAUUGCUCGAUGAGCCGUCAAAUCAUCUUGAUUUGGAUGCUGUGGAAGCAUUAAUACAAGGUCUUGUUCUGUUCCAAGGAGGGGUUCUGAUGGUAAGUCACGACGAGCAUCUGAUUUCGGGUAGUGUUGACCAGUUGUGGGCUGUGUCAGAUGGCAAGGUAACGCCGUUCAGUGGCACGUUCCAGGAUUACAAGAAGAAACUGCAAUCUUAGUUAACUUCCAAUACUCGAUGUGCGAAUUCUGUGAGAUUACUGUGUUUUUGUAUGUUGUCAUAGCAACAAGACUUGGAUAAAUGAAGUGAUCAAAUGACACAUAUUUAACUUCAUGGGGUUUUUUAAAAGGUGAAGAUUGUC
Molecule: messenger RNA, 2340 nt
Organism: Cynara cardunculus var. scolymus (artichoke)
Lineage: Eukaryota; Viridiplantae; Streptophyta; Magnoliopsida; Asterales; Asteraceae
Product: ABC transporter F family member 3
Exons: 18
Coding region: 70-2199 (709 amino acids)
Molecular function (GO): ATP hydrolysis activity; ATP binding
Source: RefSeq, a predicted model, not a curated record